ACCACUGAGAUGCGCAUGUUACGCUGGUCAGCGGGCGUCACCCGCCUCGACAAAAUCAAGAACGAGUAUGUUAGAGGUAGUUAUGGAAUCACUCCCAUCGUUCAUAAAUUACAGGAAAAACGAUUGCGCUGGUACGGACACGUUGUCAGACGACCCGCAGACCACAUGGUACGAGUAGCCCUGGACAUACCGACGACGAAGCGUGGGCGCGGAAGACCCCCCGCCACCUGGUUAACGACGGUCCAAAAUGACCUGAAGCUAAAUGAUAUUAACGCGGAAACUGCUCAAAACCGUCUUGAAUGGAGGAAACGGACAAGGAGAGCCGACCCCAGAUGAUGGGAAAAGGCGC
Molecule: messenger RNA, 349 nt
Organism: Pararge aegeria (speckled wood butterfly)
Lineage: Eukaryota; Metazoa; Arthropoda; Insecta; Lepidoptera; Nymphalidae
Exons: 1
Coding region: 10-336 (108 amino acids)
Source: RefSeq, a predicted model, not a curated record